AUGAAAAAUAGGCGCCUCGUUAUACUGAAACUUUUGAACGGGAAAAAGCAUCCCCUUGAUGCUGAAAAAUGUGGGUACCAUGGAAGGUACUUCCACAGUAGUAGCAGCAUUGUUGAGAGAAAAGAGAAAGUGAGCACCCACAUAUCCUACACUCUUCCUGCGCAAAGGGAAAAUGAAAAAUACACUUUUGAAGUCCUCAUGAAAACGAUGAAAAACAGAGCAGACGAGUAUAACCUUAUAAAGAUAAAAGAAGCACAAAAUAAAAUAUUAAUUCAUUUAAACACAUUUACCAUCAACCAAGUGGUAUCCACGCUUGUCCUCUCGUACAAGUAUAAUAUGCUUAAUUUUAAAAUUCUUCACGCAAUCAUAGAGCAUUUAUUUUGCCACUCCUGCUUUUUGAAUAGCAAACAUUUGUACGUGUUAGUUUCCAUUGUAAGGAAGAUACACCUGAACAACUUCGUCUACCCGUCACAAGACAACCACGGUAGUGGUGACAAUCACAAUCUUCACUUGGACGACUACCUAGAAGAUGUUAAUGAAAAUAUAAAAUGGAAGGAGAAAUAUUACGAGGAGGUAAUGGGCAAUUUGAUCCUCCCCCCUGCGGGCUCCACAUCGAUAGAGGGGCACGAAAUCGAUGCAGCAUAUCCGCAUAAAUACAACGGUUCAAUAUAUCUGGGUGAACACAACAAUACCGAAUGCCCUCCUCAAUAUAACGGUACGAUUAGCGAACAUGGAAGCAACACAAGUAACGUAAAUCAUAGCCUACCCCCGUGCAAAACUCCCCCAGCGGAGGAAAACCUGUCACUGCAAAAUUGCCCCCACCAGAAGGAGGACAUCCCCAUAGAAAUGAAAAAGACACACUUAAAAAUUAAGGAAAUCCUGACGCACAAUUAUAGCAAUAUAUAUCUGAACAUAAAAAAAAACCUGUACACAAAUUUGCUAUUGUUAAAUUAUUUGCAUGAAGAAAAUAUAAUCAGCAGAAGAGUUUUCUUAAAAAUAAUUUACUCCAUAGAUACACAAUUUAACCAGCACAUAUUUAGUAGUAACAAAAACGGAAGCAACCGUGAUCACCACUCCUACGAUGAGAAUGGAGCCUGUGAAGAUGGCAUCCUCAAUUCGUAUCUCCAAGAUCAGUGUGAGAAUACAUCAACGUACGACUUGUACAUUCGUCUUCAUUUCCAUUUGCUAAAAAAUAUGCUCACAGAGUGCGAAUUUAUCGACCGCAAUUUUAUAAUGGAAAAAAUAGAAAAUGGCACAAGUAUAAAUGAUGAUGUGUACAGAGAUGCAAACCUAUACCUUGAAGUGUUUUCUUUAUUUUUUCAAAACAUGGAGAACGUUACGGAAAGGAUUAAUCAUUUAAAAGUUUUUCAUUUGAAUAUCCUUUCCCACGAAUUAUUCAAACAUUUCUCUGACGAUGGUGCAUUUAAAAAUGUUAACAUACAUUACGCCUUCCUCAAGAAAGUAUCAUGUGCCUCUAUUUUGAAGGGGGAAGCAGACCCCGACGUCUGCUAUUGCCUUCUGAGCAUUUUGUAUUACCUAAAAAGGGAAAACAGGCUGAAUUGUGAAAUUCGCCCUUUUGGCUACCCUCCUUUUGGAGAACCCACAUUUGAUUUGCAAAAAAUACAGGACAGGUACUCCCUCUUCUUAAAUUCGCUUGACGAGUACAACCUGCACGACCUUCUUAUAUCAACGCAAGAACCAAAAAAAGGAAUGAACAUGAAUUUCGACAUUCCCAUAAAACGCACCCCAAAUGAUGAACCACCAGCAAUUGAACAAUUGCCCCACAAUCUGAGGGAUAAUAUGAGGGAUAAUAUGAGGGAUAAUAUGAGGGAUAAUAUGAGGGAUAAUAUGAGGGAUAAUAUGAGGGAUAAUAUGAGGGAUAAUAUGAGGGAUAAUAUGAGGGAUAAUAUGAGGGAUAAUAUGAGGGAUAAUAUGAGGGACAACUUUCUCAUCCACUUCAUGGCAGAAUUCACCUUCAACAUCGUGUGUUACCUAAACAGGGUAGAUACCUACGAACAAAUUUUCAUUUUAAAAUAUUUAAUCCUCCUGAAUUUGAAGAAUGAAUACCUUAUCGAUGUGCUCAAAGAACGUCAACGUAAUUUCUUUAUACAAAAAGAGCAUUACACUGAUAGAAAGCACUUUUUUUAUUUUAUAGAAUAUUUGUUAACUUGUUUUAUUCAUUCUACCCAUGAGUUCCUCAAUCUGAUACAUUUGAUAGACCUCCGAAAGUUUCAAAUUGUGCUGGACGGAACUGGACGCACGAAAAAGUUCACACAUAAAAUAAAAAAAAUAUUCGAUGCCCUUAAUGUGAUACUGAACCAGCGGAAACAGAAUUGUGUAAAAGUCGCCACCACAAAAAAAGUGCGAAACAACCAAUUUGAAAACAAGUCCACUGUCAUACCAGAAGACACAACCCAGGUACAACGUUUUCAGAACAUUCUCUACGAUUUUUUAUUCUUAUAA
Molecule: messenger RNA, 2463 nt
Organism: Plasmodium knowlesi strain H
Lineage: Eukaryota; Apicomplexa; Aconoidasida; Haemosporida; Plasmodiidae
Exons: 1
Coding region: 1-2463 (820 amino acids)
Source: RefSeq, a predicted model, not a curated record